CUCGCCGGAGAAGCAACCAAGAUGGCCGGGAGGAAGGGCGGCGACAGGAAGAAGGCGGUGACCCGGUCCGUCAAGGCCGGGCUGCAGUUCCCGGUCGGCCGCAUCGGGCGCUUCCUCAAGAAGGGCCGCUACGCGCAGCGCGUCGGCUCCGGCGCCCCCGUCUACCUCGCCGCCGUCCUCGAGUACCUCGCCGCCGAGGUCCUGGAGCUCGCGGGCAACGCCGCCAAGGACAACAAGAAGUCCCGCAUCGUGCCGCGCCACCUGCUGCUGGCCAUCCGCAACGACCAGGAGCUCGGCAAGCUGCUCGCCGGGGUCACCAUCGCCCACGGCGGCGUCCUCCCCAACAUCCAGUCCGUGCUGCUCCCCAAGAAGGCCGCCGAGAAGGCCGAGAAGGCGGAGAAGUCGCCCAAGAAGAAGACCGCCGCCAAGACCCCCAAGAAGACCGCAGAGUAGACCGUGUUCUGCAUAGAGGAUGUCCUAGUUCAAGUGUCGUGGUUUCAGAGAUGUGGGAAUGUGUUU
This is a messenger RNA of Lolium rigidum, 519 nucleotides long. Its product is annotated as histone H2A.1. Gene Ontology annotation, cellular component: nucleosome. The transcript has a single exon. Bases 22 to 453 code for a protein of 143 amino acids. Gene Ontology annotation, molecular function: DNA binding; structural constituent of chromatin; protein heterodimerization activity. The record is from RefSeq and is a predicted model, not a curated record. Lineage: Eukaryota; Viridiplantae; Streptophyta; Magnoliopsida; Poales; Poaceae.